CCGGAUAAUGCACAGUGGCGCACCCAACAUCCAGGCAGUGUUCCGUUCACCCACCCCGAAUUGGUUCGUUUACAUGAUGUUGCGCCGUGCUGUUGUUGGUCGUGUCCCAACUCUCGCAGCCGUCCGUUCCUUUGCGACGACGGCGGAAGAUGCUAUGCGUAUGUCGCUUCUGAAGGCCCUUGAUGCCACCCACGUCCAAGUGGAUGACAUUUCCGGCGGUUGCGGCUCCAUGUACAAGAUCGAGGUGGUGUCGGCGGCGUUCGAGGGCAAGUCGCGGGUGGCACAGCAUCGGUUGGUGAACGAGGUGAUCAAGGAAGAGAUCGGUGGUAUGCAUGGGCUUACGGUGAAGACGUGGACACCAGCGCAGUUCAAGCCGACCUCGUCGCCAUAACGCCAGCUACGAAUCCCAUAUAGAACGAAUUGACCACCACCCAAAGUGCUCGAUUGCAUGUAAAGUUAGGUAGUUGCACGCUAACUAGGCUAUUAUAGAUGAUGCGGAAGGUCUUUAAUAGUUCGCCCAUUUCGCA
Molecule: messenger RNA, 527 nt
Organism: Aphanomyces astaci
Lineage: Eukaryota; Oomycota; Saprolegniomycetes; Saprolegniales; Verrucalvaceae
Exons: 1
Coding region: 8-391 (127 amino acids)
Source: RefSeq, a predicted model, not a curated record